Messenger RNA from Cornus florida, 3873 nucleotides. RefSeq names its product subtilisin-like protease SBT6.1. The transcript is spliced from 10 exons. The coding region runs from base 264 to 3449 and encodes 1061 amino acids. Gene Ontology annotation, biological process: proteolysis. Gene Ontology annotation, cellular component: Golgi apparatus. NCBI's taxonomy places the organism in Eukaryota, Viridiplantae, Streptophyta, Magnoliopsida, Cornales, Cornaceae. The record is from RefSeq and is a predicted model, not a curated record. Gene Ontology annotation, molecular function: serine-type endopeptidase activity.
AUAAACUUAUCCACGAUUGGAAGAAGAAAUCCUCGUGUUCCCAAACAGAUCGGUAAAGAAAAAAUGUUCUCCGCGCACCCUGCGUAACUGUACAGUGUUUCCUCAUAUAAAACCCAGAAACAGAGUAGUAUCAAGAAACGUGAACUCAACUCCUACACUGCGCAUAAAUAACACCACAGUCAGCCUUUCACUAAGAACUCUCUCUCAAUGUGGGAACUUUCGCGCCAAAUAAUUCAGCAUUAGAGAAGGUCGUCACACUCACCAUGAUCGUCACUCCUCUAAUCUACAAAUUCAGUUUCUCUCUCCUUGUCCUCCUCAUCUCAAUCUCUCUCUUUCAAUUCAAAACCUCCCUAGAUCGAACUCAGCUUUCUUCAUCCCUAAACCAAACCCUAACCCUAACCCUAACGACGAAACAAAGAUCCGAGUCGGACCUAACAACCAAUCAAGAACAACAACAGCAACAACAAGAAGAAAUUACUCGCAAGAACUAUAUUGUCAGAUUUGUUGAAUACAAGAGAGCCGAAGAUCACAAAACGUAUCUUGAAGAGAAUGUCAAAUCGGACCGUUGGGAAUGGAUUGAGCGGAGAAACCCAGCGGCGAAGUUUCCCACUGAUUUCGGCUUGGUGUCGAUUGAAGAUUCAGUUCAGCCGGCUUUGAUUGAGGAGUUUGGGAAAUUGCAGCUGGUGAAGGAUGUAUGGGCCGAUUUGAGCCAUCAAAGGAGCUUGCUUCAGAAAGGAACGAAGAAACUUGGGGCUUUUGUGGAUGGGAAGAAGCGGCCGGGGAAAAUUUUCACGGCGAUGUCGUUCAGCGAAGGAGAUCAAUACGUGGCUGCGGAGACUAGUAAUUUGACGAUUCACUGGAAACGUCAUCUUAUGAUGCAGAAGUCUCAAGUCACAUCCUUAUUUGGUGCGGAUGUGCUUUGGGCGAAAGGGUACACUGGCUCAAAAGUCAAAAUGGCCAUAUUUGAUACUGGAAUCCGGGCAGACCACCCACAUUUCCGUAAUAUAAAGGAGCGUACAAAUUGGACCAAUGAGGACACUCUAAAUGACAAUCUUGGACAUGGGACAUUUGUUGCUGGAGUUAUUGCGGGUGACUAUGGAGAGUGCCUUGGUUUUGCUCCAGACACAGAGAUUUAUGCUUUUCGUGUGUUUACUGAUGCGCAGGUAUCAUACACAUCAUGGUUCCUUGAUGCAUUCAACUACGCGAUUGCAACCAAAAUGGAUGUUCUAAAUUUGAGUAUAGGUGGACCUGAUUACUUGGACCUUCCUUUUGUAGAGAAGGUCUGGGAACUGACGGCAAACAAUAUCAUCAUGGUUUCUGCAAUUGGAAAUGAUGGACCACUUUAUGGUACCCUAAACAACCCAGCAGAUCAAAGUGACGUUAUAGGUGUUGGUGGUAUCGAUUACAGUGAUCACAUAGCCUCAUUCUCCUCACGUGGCAUGAGUACUUGGGAGAUUCCUCAUGGUUAUGGUCGUGUGAAGCCAGAUAUUGUUGCAUAUGGACGGGAAAUUAUGGGAUCCAAGAUCAGCACAGGUUGUAAAAGUUUAUCUGGUACUAGUGUGGCAAGUCCUGUAGUUGCUGGUGUGGUGUGCCUUCUUGUUAGUGUCAUACCUGAAGCCAACCGAAAGGACAUUUUAAAUCCGGCAAGCAUGAAACAAGCACUGGUUGAGGGGGCUGCAAAACUUUCUGGUCCAAAUAUGUAUGAGCAGGGUGCAGGGAGAGUUGAUCUGUUAAAAUCAUACGAAAUCUUGAAGACCUACCAACCUCGAGCAAGCUUCUUCCCUAGUAUUUUGGAUUAUACUGAUUGCCCUUAUUCCUGGCCUUUUUGCCAUCAACCACUCUAUGCAGGUGCCAUGCCUGUUAUCUUCAAUACUACCAUUUUGAAUGGGAUGGGUGCAAUUGGCUUUGUUAGAAGUCCACCAACAUGGCAUCCUUCAAAUGAGGAAGGCAAUCUUCUCAGCAUUCACUUCACUUAUUCGGAUGUCAUUUGGCCGUGGACUGGUUAUAUAGCACUGCACAUGCAAAUUAAGGAAGAAGGAGCUCAGUUUUCUGGAGUUAUUGAAGGCAAUGUAACAGUUGCUGUAUACAGCCCUGCAGCCCCAGGAGAGAAGGGCCCUCGAAGUAGUACCUGUGUCCUUCACUUGAAACUGAAAGUGGUUCCAACUCCUCCAAGAUCAAAACGGGUUUUAUGGGAUCAAUUUCACAGUAUCAAAUACCCACCUGGUUAUAUUCCAAGAGACUCAUUGGAUGUUCGGAAUGACAUCCUUGACUGGCAUGGGGAUCACCUGCACACGAAUUUCCACAUUAUGUUCAACAUGUUAAGAGAUGCUGGAUACUAUGUUGAAACACUUGGUUCGCCUCUUACAUGCUUUGAUGCAAAUCAGUACGGAACACUUCUGCUAGUGGAUCUUGAGGAUGAGUACUUCACUGAAGAGAUCGAAAAGCUGAGGGAUGAUGUAAUCAAUACUGGACUAGGUCUGGCUGUUUUUGCUGAGUGGUAUAAUGUCGACACAAUGGUGAAGAUGAGAUUUUUUGAUGAUAACACACGGAGUUGGUGGACCCCAGUGACUGGAGGCGCGAAUAUCCCUGCAUUAAAUGAUCUUUUGGCCCCAUUUGAGAUUGCCUUUGGAGAUAAGAUUCUGAAUGGUGAUUUUUCUAUCAAUGGUGAGCAGAGUCGUUAUGCGUCCGGAACUGAUAUUGUAAAGUUUCCAGGAGGUGGAUAUCUGCACAGCUUUCCUUUCCUGGAUAGCUCAGAGAGUGGAGCCACCCAGAAUAUUUUAAGCUCGAGUUUGACAAGGGCAGACUCCCCUAUUCUUGGUCUUUUGGAGAUGGGUAAGGGUCGAAUUGCAGUCUAUGGAGACUCCAACUGUUUGGACAGCAGCCACAUGGUGACUAAUUGUUAUUGGCUUUUGAGGAAAAUAUUAGAUUUCACAAGCAAGAACAUCAAAGAUCCUGUACUUUUCUUGAACUCAGCUAGACGAGAUACACCCUUAUACCAAGAUGACAACCAGUUACCAUCUCGCAGAACUGAUGUGAAUUUCUCUACUUAUUCUGCGGUUGUUGGAAAGGAAUUGGUCUGUAGGAGUGACUCCAGUUUUGAGGUAUGGGGGACUAAGGGCUAUGGUUUACAGGUCAGGGGAAGAAACCGCAGACUGCCAGGCUAUCCUGUUAUCGAUUUGGGGAGUGGUUCAAACUCUACUGUGGAGACUUCUGAUAUGAAGCAGCCUAAUUUGACUGGGAAGAAGAAGGAUGAUUCUUCGGGAAACAAGUACUUGGGUUUAUUCUAUGGAGAGGAUCUUGAUAUGCCUGUGCUUGUCGCAAGUCAGUGGCUUGUACCUUCUAUUGUUGCUGUUUCUGGCCUUCUGCUUUUCUUAAUCUUGUGGAGACUUCGACAAAGGCGCAGGAGGCGGAGGAAGGGAUCUGGCUCUGGUCGUUUUGGCAAUUUAUAGUCAUGGAUGAAUUUUGAGAUGGCCUUUCUCCUGUACGAUUGCUACACACGGUCAAGAGUGUUGUCUCCUGUAACUUUGUUGCACAGCUUGAGAAUUUUGGUGUCCGCAUUAUCAUGGGAAAAUGAGUUUUGUAUUCAUAAUCUACACUUGUAGCUUUUUUCUUUGUUCGGAUUAUUUGCAGUGCACAAAUAUUCUGAAUGUAAUGAAAAAUCAUAGAUCCCUCCAAGCAACGGGGCUUCAGCGCUGGGCAAGAAUGCGGUUUCUAUUCCUUAGCAAGUGCAGUGUCAUAAUGUCUUCUUCUGCUCUCGAGCAGGUUAACUUUUCCUUGUUAAUGUAUAGGGGAAAAUUAUUGAUAAAUUUCACAAGAAAAUGCUUGGAAUCUGUAACUCUUUAAUUGGCUUAUAAAUAUACAGUUUUAACUGAA